This is a messenger RNA of Morchella sextelata, 345 nucleotides long. RefSeq lists its product as uncharacterized. Bases 1 to 345 code for a protein of 114 amino acids. Lineage: Eukaryota; Fungi; Ascomycota; Pezizomycetes; Pezizales; Morchellaceae. The transcript has a single exon. The record is from RefSeq and is a predicted model, not a curated record.
AUGUCCCGCAAUGCACGCCCAAGCCAGUGGAGACGAGCCACGGUUCCUGACCUCUUUCCCCCGAGGGUGCCAGUUGGCACGCUGCCCCUUGCCGUGCCGUUUGAAAGAGUAGCUAUCUCGUUUCGGUCUGCCUCUCAGCAAUUGGCCCCCACUGAGGACGUGAAGCACCACAACAGCUUUUAUUCAUGCUGGUUACCUAUUCGUAUGUCGAAUCGAGUUGGGGCGCACCUCUCACCAGCCAACCGCAACAGGUUGCCGGUUAUCAACGGUGUAGGCGGAUGCUGGGUAGAUAGCCCUACAUAUCUUGGCCUAUCACAGGAGGAUAGUUUGAUGCCUGAGCUAUGA